AUGAAGAGCGCUGUCUUUAUUGCCAUGGCCUUUGGCCUGGCUUCCGCCAACAUCUCCCCUCGAUACCAGCUCCCUCCUGUCACUGAGACAUGCGAGUGCGAUACCGAUGACCUUUGCUACCAGGCUGUCCGCGCUCCCGGUGCCACUUUCUGCGACCACAUCCAGAGCUGCGAGCUUCCCUCAGCUUGCGCUGACCGUGAUACUCUCCAGGAGGCUUGCACAUGUGUUCUCCCCACUACCACCACUGCUGCUGCCGUCUCUACCACCGAGACUGCUAGCACCGAGGCUGGUACUGCCACCACCGCUACCACUGAGGCCGAGACUGCCACUACUGGUACCACUGAGGUUGACACUGCUACAACCGAAACUGGCACCACCAAGGUUGAUACCGCUACCUCUGAGACCGAGACUGCUACCGGUGUCACCACCGAGGCUGCCUCCACCACCACUGCCCCUGCUGAGACCAACACCACCACUGAGGAGGAGGACUGCGACUCUACCACCGAGGAGCUCUCCACUGGCACUGAGACUGCUACUGCUCCUACUGGCACUGAGACCGCCCCUACUGGUACCGAGACGAAGACCGAGACCGCCCCUACCGGCACUGCAACCGUCCCCGUCAACACUGACACCAAGACCGAGACUGCUCCCACCGGCACUGAGACUGCUCCCGUCAACACCGAUACCAAGACUGAGACUGCCCCUACCGGCACCAAGACUGAGACUGCUCCUACUGGUACCGAGACCGCCCCUGUCAACACUGACACCAAGACCGAGACUGCCCCUACCGGCACCAAGACUGAGACUGCUCCUACUGGUACUGAGACUGCUCCCGUCAACACCGAUACCAAGACUGAGACCGCUCCUACUGGCACUGAGACCAAGACUGCUGGUGUUUCCACCACUGAGGGAUCCCACGGCACCCAGACCACUGAGGCUACCGUCCCUUACACCACCAAGACUAUCUACACCACUUCCGUCCACACCUACUCCAAGUGCCCUGACUACGUCAAGGACUGCCCUUACGGAACUCACGGCCCUUACACCGUCACUGAGACCGUUGCUGUUUCCACCACUGUCUGCCCUGUGACUGAGGGACACCCCAAGCCUACUGGUUACACCACCAAGACCGUCUACUCUACUGAGGUCUACACCAUCUCCAAGUGCGCUUCUACCGUCAAGGACUGCCCCUACGGAUCCGUCACCACCAAGAGCUACCCCGUCUCUACCACUGUCUGCCCCAUCACCGAGGAGCACUCCAAGCCUACCGGCUACGCUCCUCCUGAGUAUACCACCAAGACUGUCUACUCCACCAAGGUCUACACUGUCACCAAGUGCGGCCCUGAGGUCAAGGACUGCCCUUACGGUUCCGUCACCACUGAGACUGUCCCUGUCUCUACCACCGUCUGCCCUGUCACUGAGGAGCACACCAAGCCCACUGGCUAUGCUCCUCCUCCCCACAGCACUCUCUACACCACCAAGACCGCCUACCUCACCAAGGUCUACACCGUUACCAAGUGCGGUCCUGAGGUCCCCAACUGCCCUUACGGCUCUCUCACCACCGAGACCGUCCAGCAGACCACUGUCUACGCCACCGGUACUAAGGAGAUUCCUUCUUACCCUACCGUUGUUGUUCCCAAGCCUGAGCAGCCCGAGCACUCCGCUCCCGCUAAGCCUGAGUACCCUGCUCCCAAGCCUGAGCACUCUGCUCCUGCUAAGCCCGAGUACCCUGCUCCCUCCAAGCCUGAGCACCCUGCUUACCCUGCUCCUCCUGCUGAGACCGAGACCCACGUGGCUCCCGCUCCCAGCCAGCCUUCUGCCACUCUCCCCUACCACGCCCCCACUGGCACUGCCCCCGCUGUCGAGGUCACUGCCGGUGCUUCUCGCUUCGGUGUCGAGAUGGCCGUCGCUGCUGCCGGUAUCUUUGCCGUUCUUCUGUAA
This is a messenger RNA of Fusarium musae, 1941 nucleotides long. RefSeq lists its product as uncharacterized. The coding region runs from base 1 to 1941 and encodes 646 amino acids. The transcript has a single exon. The record is from RefSeq and is a predicted model, not a curated record. Lineage: Eukaryota; Fungi; Ascomycota; Sordariomycetes; Hypocreales; Nectriaceae.